AGGAGAUGCACAUCAAAGCCCCGCGGGCGUGAUGGGGCACAUCCCAGGCUCCCAGGAGAGAAGCCCCCCGCUCUGCCGUGCUUCUUCGCCCCCGGGCCUCUUCUCCGUCAGCCCCCUCCUCUGCCUCUCGCCUUGAGUCACCCACUCCAGUUCUGACAAGGCGAGGGAGACGGUGCCUUUAAACUCCGGAGCGGCAUCGGAGGAGACCGCCAGAUGCACCCUCGACGGAUGGCCGCGGAGCUAGGAAGCAAUCGCUCACCUUCGGCUUAACAGUUUCUCCCCCAGAAUUCCUACACGGGUCCAGUGUUGAUGGAGGCGGACAGUGACCCCAGGUGCCAAAGGCUGUUAGCCAGAGAACCCUGAGAUGGAUGCUCCCCACUGGCCUCUUGCCUGUUCUGCAGCCAAAGCAUGCAGGGAACCCUUGAACUCCUACUCCUGCUUAUCUUGCUCCAAAAGAAAGCAGAGACUAGCUCCACUGGAGACUCAGCCAAAGAUAUGUUGGAAGCGUGGCAGCAAUAUCAGCAAGUCUGCAAUCUCAAGAUGUUAGAGGAUCCUCAUCCCACAAGUCUGGUAUGCAACCGUACCUUUGACAUGUAUGCCUGCUGGGAUGAUGCCCUUCCCAAUACCUCAGCCAAAGUUCCCUGUCCCUGGUACCUGCCUUGGCACCAGCAAGUGCAAGGUGGCUUUGUCUUCCAGAAAUGUGGUCCAGAUGGACAGUGGGUGGUGGAUGAGUCAGGGCAUCCUUGGCGAGAUCACUCUCAAUGCGAGGGCCUCAACGAAGAGGUCCCCUUCCAGAAACAUUUGUGGAUUCUGGACCAGUUCCGACUCAUGUACACAGUGGGCUACUCCCUUUCACUGGCAGCUCUGCUUGUGGCCCUGGUGCUGUUGGCAGCUUUCAGGAAACUUCGAUGCAUCCGCAAUUACAUCCACAUGAAUCUCUUCCUGUCCUUCAUGCUGCGAGCAAUCUCCAUCCUUGCCCGGGACACCCUCCUGCAGCUCCACUUCCCCAAGGACCUCCAGAAGGAAGGUGAUCUCUCUCGCCUUCCUUUGGGACAGGCUGUGGCUGGCUGCCGUCUGGCGCAGAUCAUAACCCAGUACUGUGUCUGUGCAAACUACUACUGGCUCCUCGUAGAAGGUCUCUAUCUCCACAACCUGCUGGGGCCGAUGGCCUUUUCUGAAGAAAGCUAUUUCCCGGGCUACCUGCUCAUUGGAUGGGGGGCACCAAUCCUUUUCGUCAUUCCUUGGGUGAUUGUGAGAUACCUCUAUGAAAACAACGAAUGCUGGGAGAGAAAUGACAACAUGGGCUACUGGUGGAUCAUCCGUUCCCCUAUCCUGCUAGCCAUCUUCGUCAACUUUGUGAUCUUCAUACGCAUCAUUAAGAUCCUGGUCUCCAAACUCCGGGCUCAACAGAUGCAAUACACGGAUUACAAAUUUCGGUUGGCCAAGUCAACUCUGACCCUCAUCCCCCUUUUGGGCAUUCAUGAGGUGGUGUUUGCACUGGUCACUGAGGAACACGCCCAAGGCACCUUGCGCUACGUCAAAUUCUUCUUUGAGUUGUUGCUCAACUCCUUCCAGGGCCUGUUGGUGAGCAUCCUCUACUGUUUUGUUAAUAAGGAGGUCCAAUUCCAGAUCCAAAGGAAGUGGCAGCGGUGGCAACUGGGUGCCAGCCUGCUCAAGGAACAGGGGCAGAGCUUCAGCAACCGGGCAUCCUGGCGCAGCCGAAGCAGCCACCGCAAAAAGGAGGCCUGCCCCCCACCCCACAGACACCCAGGAGGAAAAGGCCUCCCCAGGGGCCUUGGGAAUACAGCCAGCGCUCAUUCCCAGCAGAAGUGUAUGAGCAUCAAAUCUUUCCAGUACGUCCCCGUCAGGACGAAGGCUGAGGACAAGGUCGGGGGGUCCCCUGUCACCAAGCAGGCCCUUCCAGGCACCGGUUGCCCCGAAAAUGGCUGCUGACCCCCAAGAAGAUAUGAAAGACUGUUGCCAGUGUUCCAAAACACAAUGAAGGAGUUUUCCAAGGGUGCCGUGGGGGGCCACAGCACAGCUGUGGAUUCCUGGAAGAUGCACAAACUCUUGUGUACAUGAACAGGUGCAUGAACUGCACACUGCAUAAGGCCCCUUUCAGUGACUGUCUAUAAGCGUGAGCUGGUGUAAAAAGGCAGUGGGACACCCAAAACUGGCUGUGUCCAGGCUUAUAAAGGACUCUUGCCUAGUUGCCUGUGAUAUGUGUAAGAAUCCAUCUGGCUGACCCAGUAUACAUACUUUAUAAACUGGA
Messenger RNA from Rhineura floridana, 2272 nucleotides. RefSeq names its product gastric inhibitory polypeptide receptor-like. Gene Ontology annotation, molecular function: G protein-coupled peptide receptor activity; peptide hormone binding; gastric inhibitory peptide receptor activity. NCBI's taxonomy places the organism in Eukaryota, Metazoa, Chordata, Lepidosauria, Squamata, Rhineuridae. Gene Ontology annotation, biological process: adenylate cyclase-modulating G protein-coupled receptor signaling pathway; cell surface receptor signaling pathway. The coding region runs from base 409 to 1953 and encodes 514 amino acids. The transcript is spliced from 14 exons. Gene Ontology annotation, cellular component: plasma membrane. The record is from RefSeq and is a predicted model, not a curated record.